Molecule: messenger RNA, 1089 nt
Organism: Chanos chanos (milkfish)
Lineage: Eukaryota; Metazoa; Chordata; Actinopteri; Gonorynchiformes; Chanidae
Gene: cbx8b
Product: chromobox homolog 8b
Exons: 5
Coding region: 1-1089 (362 amino acids)
Biological process (GO): negative regulation of transcription by RNA polymerase II
Cellular component (GO): PRC1 complex; chromatin
Molecular function (GO): chromatin binding
Source: RefSeq, a predicted model, not a curated record
AUGGAAUUGUCGGCUGUAGGGGAAAGGGUGUUUGCGGCCGAAUCUAUCAUCAAGCGACGAAUACGAAGGGGUCGAAUGGAGUAUCUUGUAAAAUGGAAAGGCUGGUCUCCGAAAUACAGUACGUGGGAACCCGAGGAAAACAUCCUUGAUUCGCGUCUCUUCGUCGCUUUUGAGGAGAGAGAACGUGAGAGGGAGCUAUUCGGGCCCAAAAAGAGAGGACCUAAACCGAAGACCUUUCUUUUGAGGGCUCAGGCUAAAGCUAAAGCGAAGUCAUACGAAUUCAGGAAUGAAGCAACAAGGAGCAUACAUGUCACAUAUCCAAGUUCAGAGCCAGUGGUAACUCCUAGAGCGAGAGAGGGCCUCCGUGCUGUGGUGCCCACCAUUUUCCCUCCCAGUACAGUCAACAGAGGAGAGAGUGUGCGGGUCCGACCCCCUGAACCAACACGAGAACAUCAUCCCUCAGCUUUGGCUAGGUCCAGUGUUGAUGGCUUUCCCCCUGCUCCCAAAAAGAGAGGCCCAAAGCCCAAACUGCGCUUUAAGGAAAGCCUUUCAAGCAAUCUGCAGCCAGAGCUAGGGAAUCAGAGAGCAGAGGAACAAGUCACUUACAGCUCCUCGAAAAUGGCAAAACUGGUCCUGCAGGAAGAGGAGCAAAGGGGGUCGGAAUUAAGAAUGAUUCAGGCAUCUCACAGACAUCAAGGUUCCGGUUACUCCAAGAAGUCAGUUCGAGCUGCCGCAAGCGGAAGCAUCCGACACUUUGUGCCGGACCGGGGGUUCCUCUCCAACAGAAUGGGCACAGACUUUCAGGGUGGGAGAACUAUGGAAUGUUCUAGUCAUCUCCCUCCUCAGCAUCUGAAGCACAUGAAUAAGAGAAGCACCUGCAAAUCUGAGGACUUGCCAGUAAGGCAACAGUCAACGCUCAUUGCCAAAAUCCCUGUGUCCAGAAUACUGGGAGUUCCUGAAGAAGAUGCAUGGGCCCCCUGCUUAAACAACCUGGAAAAGGUUGUGGUAACAGAUGUGACGACAAACUUCUUGACAGUGACUAUCAAGGAGAGCAGCACAGAUCAAGGUUUCUUUAAGGACAAAAGAUAG